This is a messenger RNA of Cloeon dipterum, 1536 nucleotides long. RefSeq names its product cysteine sulfinic acid decarboxylase-like. Gene Ontology annotation, molecular function: pyridoxal phosphate binding; carboxy-lyase activity. The record is from RefSeq and is a predicted model, not a curated record. Bases 38 to 1519 code for a protein of 493 amino acids. The transcript is spliced from 7 exons. Gene Ontology annotation, biological process: carboxylic acid metabolic process. NCBI's taxonomy places the organism in Eukaryota, Metazoa, Arthropoda, Insecta, Ephemeroptera, Baetidae. Gene Ontology annotation, cellular component: cytoplasm.
AAUGCCCAAGUAGCGUCGACCCACUAGCUGCUGAAUCAUGGAGUGGUUCCGCAGCAUCCCGGACGAAACGCACCAUGGGCCGUUUUUAAAGGACGUUCUCACCCUGGUGCUGGACGAGGCCGUCUUCAAGGCCAACCGCCGUGGCGAGCCCGUUAUCAGGUGGCGGCUGCCCCAGGAGCUGCUCUCCCUCAUCGACGUGCAGACCAGGGAUCAGCCCGCCUCUCACGAAGAACUGCUGGCUGCAAUCAAAGCCACCAUCGACUUCAGCGUCAAGACGGGACACCCGAUGUUCAUCAACCAGCUCUAUUCAGGGCUAGACCCUUACGGCCUGGCAGGACAGUGGGUGACCGAUGCCCUGAAUCCGAGCUCAUACACCUACGAGGUUUCACCCGUUUUCACCACGAUGGAGGAAGCGGUGCUGCAAAACAUGCGAGCUCUUCUUGGCUACCCUGAUGGUCGCGGGGAUGGAAUUUUCUGCCCUGGGGGCUCCCUGGCCAAUGGCUGUGCCAUGAAUCUGGCCAGGUUCAAAGCUUUUCCUUCUGUCAAGACUGAAGGUUUGCACGGUCUUCCUCGCUUAGUGCUAUUUGCGUCUGAGGACGCACACUAUUCGAUUCACAAGAUGGCAGCCCUCGAAGGACUGGGUGAGGCUGCAGUCAGGUCAGUCACAUGCGAUUCUCAGGGUAGGAUGGACCUGAAGGCCCUGGAGGCGGAGAUCCAGGUGGCAAAACGAGACGGCGUUCAUCCUUUCAUGGUGGUUGCCACAGCUGGUACGACUGUGCUUGGAGCACUGGACCCUCUCUCUGCGAUCGCAGACGUGUGCUCCACCCACGGCCUCUGGCUGCACGUGGACGCCGCCUGGGGCGGAGGACUGCUUUUCUCCAAGGAGCACAGACACCUUCUCGCGGGCAUUGAAAGGGCUGAUUCGGUGGCGUGGAACCCGCACAAGCUGCUUGCAGUGCCGCAGCAGUGCUCCACCCUUCUUGUGCGCCACGAGGGCCUGCUGAAGGCUUGCCACGGCAGAGACGCGACAUACCUUUUCCAAAAGGACAAGUUUUACGAUCACAAUCUCGAUCCAGGUGACAAGUAUAUUCAGUGCGGACGGCGAGUGGACGUUUUCAAGUUUUGGCUCAUGUGGAAGGGAAAGGGUUCGUUGGGUCUCGGAAAGCACGUAGAUGCGAUAAUGGAGCUAUCACGAUUCCUGAUCGAGGAGCUGAAGAAACGCGCUGACAGAUUCAAAUUAGUUUUAGAGACGCCCAACUUCGUCAAUGUCAGUUUCUGGUAUCUACCUCAAAGCAUCAGAAAUCUUGACCCGAGCACCCAAGUCUACAGGAACAAGCUGCAAAGUGUUGCUCCAAAAAUAAAAGAGGGAAUGAUGAAGGCUGGGACGAUGAUGCUUGGCUACCAGCCUCUCAGGCACUGGCCGAAUUUCUUCCGUUUUGUCACUCAAAAUUCAGGGAUGACCAGGCAAGACGUUAUCUUCAUGCUUGAUGAGAUUGAGAGGCUCGGCGAUAAUUUAUAAUGUAAUCUAUACGUGAA